This is a messenger RNA of Closterium sp. NIES-67, 2165 nucleotides long. NCBI's taxonomy places the organism in Eukaryota, Viridiplantae, Streptophyta, Zygnematophyceae, Desmidiales, Closteriaceae. The record is from the annotation of a GenBank genome assembly.
ACUUCACCCUCUUUCUUCACCCGCAUCUGCAUUCUGUUGCCCCGCCUUGCACUGCCGCAUCACUCGAGCCCGAACCAUUCAGCCAUUCCUCGACCAUGGCCUUUUCGCACCUCUUACAUCCACCUCGACUGCUUUUGCGGAGAUAAACUUAAGCCCAGCAUCGAUCCUUCUCCUCCAUACGCGGAUCCCUUUCCCCAGCUCGCACAAUUUUAGGCGACCGAGCCCCAGGACGCGGCUGCGCGUCAUGCACCCCUCCGCCGAGCGCACCGCCGCUGCGAGUGUGCCCCUCUCCCGCGCCACCAUUCCCUCCUCCCGCCCGCGUCUCCCCCGCCUAGCCCUCGCGCCGUGCCUGCUGCUGCAGCUGCUGCAGCUGCUACCCCCCCGCAUCCCCGCCGCCACCGCCUUCGCGCCCGACGUCAUUCGCAGCCUGCCGGGCCAGCCGCGCGGAGCCCCGCCCUUUGGCCAGUGGGCUGGAUACAUCCCCGUAGGCCCCGCGGGCAGAAAGAAACUUUUCUAUUGGCUGACCGAGUCCGUGGCCGCCCCUCAAACUAAGCCCCUAGUUCUGUGGCUCAAUGGAGGUCCGGGGUGUUCGUCCAUCGGCUACGGUCUCUUCGAGGAGCUCGGGCCCUGGCGCGUGGCGAACGAUGCGGGUCGGCAGCUGCAGUUCAACCCCUUCGCCUGGAACAAGCUGGCGAACGUGCUGUUCGUGGACUCGCCGGCGGGCACGGGCUUCUCGUACUCGCUGGACCCCAGCGACCUCAGCACGGGCGACAACCAAACAGCGCUGGACACAGUGCAGUUGCUACGAGCCUUCCUCCGCCGCCACCCGCGCUACAACGGGCGCACGCUGCUGCUGGCGGGGGAGAGCUAUGCAGGCCAUUACAUCCCGCAGGUGGCGGCGCUGCUGCUCUCCCUGGCGGCGCGCCCUGCGCAGCGAGUGCGGGUGCGGGUGGGGGGCGUGCUGCUGGGCAACCCCUUCGUGCACGCCACCAUAGACACCAAUGCGCGCACGCAGUUCUUCUACGACCACGGGCUCGUCUCGCCACAGCUCUUCUCCCGCGCUGCCCAGUGCCACUUCUCUGCCGACUCGGUGCUGCCCGGUGUGUCAUGCGACGCCAUCAUGCGCGCCGUCGCUACCGCUGACAGUGGCAUCGACCCCUAUGACAUCUAUGCGCCCGUGUGCCUGUCCCCCGCGUACCUCUCGCUGGGCCUCACCACGCAGCGCCUGCGCCUCGCUCGCCUCGUGUCCUCCUCCUCGCCCUCACACGCACCAGGGGCGCGAGGGGCGCGAGGGGCGCGAGGGGGAGAGGGGGCAGCAGAGGGGCAGGGUGCAAGUGUGAAGGGGGGAGGGGGGAAGGGCGGAGUGGAAGGGGCAGGGGCAGUGAGGGGAGUGGAUGGAGCGGCAGGGGCAGGGAGCGGCGAGGAGGGAGGGGGGGUGGCAGGGGCAGCGGACCCGUACGUGGCGAGCCGAGCGUGCAUGGACGUGUGGGUGCGGCGCUACCUGCAGCGCGCCGCCGUGCAGCGCGCCAUCCAUGCCAUGCCGUCCACACCGGGGGCACGACCGCAGCAGUGGAUGGCGUGCAGCGCCAUGCUGCAGUACGCCAGCGAUGACAUGGCGGCCAGCAUGCUGCCACUGCUGCGCCGAAUCAUGCAGGCGCACGUGCCACUCUGGAUCAUGUCUGGCGACACUGACUCGGUGGUGCCAUUCACGGGCACGCGGCAGUGGAUAGCGGCUCUCAACCUCCCGCUGAUCUCACCCCUCCUGCCCUGGACGCUCCCUCCCACCCGCCAGGUGGGCGGGUGGGUGACGAGCUACAAGGGGCUCACGUUUGUGACUGUAAGGGGGGCGGGCCAUGCCGUGCCUCUGUCACGGCCCGCGUCGGCCUUCACCAUCUUCGGCCACUUCCUCAGGGGACUCGCCCUCCCAACGGACUAGCGCCAACGGAAAGGGGCGUGCCCUGCCAGCGCUCCGCUCACACCUCACACGCACGCCCCUGCAGCGCGGGGCUGCUGGCAAGGCCUUGCACUCUGUACAGACUGGGGUCACUUGCUGUGCUCCCCUGCUGCAUUUGCAAUGGGAGUAGCAACAGCUCCUUUGGGGAUAUACGCUCCUUUGUCAUGCCUUUGUACCAUACUAGCUUGUACAAUAUAUACUGUCAACGAAC